Messenger RNA from Epinephelus moara (kelp grouper), 3853 nucleotides. RefSeq names its product solute carrier family 19 member 2 (gene slc19a2). Gene Ontology annotation, cellular component: plasma membrane. The coding region runs from base 55 to 1512 and encodes 485 amino acids. The record is from RefSeq and is a predicted model, not a curated record. Lineage: Eukaryota; Metazoa; Chordata; Actinopteri; Perciformes; Serranidae. The transcript has 6 exons. Gene Ontology annotation, molecular function: vitamin transmembrane transporter activity. Gene Ontology annotation, biological process: vitamin transport; transmembrane transport.
GAAGCAUUUCGCUAUCAGAAAGCAACGUGUGGAGGUCAUGCCUGCGGGUUCAACAUGUCUCUACUCGACCCCACUCUCCUCCUCUGUGUGAGCGGCUUCUUCUCCAACUUGCGGCCGUCGGAGCCUUUCCUCACCGCCUACCUGAUGGGACCGGACAAGAACCUGACGGAGACUCAGGUUGUUAAUGAAAUCUAUCCAGUCUGGACAUAUUCCUAUCUGGCCUUGCUCUUCCCCGUCUUCCUGAUCACUGACUACCUCCGCUAUAAGCCUGUAUUGCUCUUGCAGGCCACCAGUUUAGUAGUGACCUAUGUUAUGUUGCUGAAGGCACAGGGCAUGGUGGCCAUGCAGCUCCUGGAGUUUUUCUUCGGGCUGGCCAGCGCCUCGGAGGUGGCCUACUACUCCUACAUCUACAGCGUGGUGGAGCCAGCACACUACCAGAGAGUGACAGGUUACUGCCGCAGCAUCACUCUGUUUGGAUCAGCUGCUGGAUCUCUGAUGGGACAGCUCCUGCUCUCUUUGGCCAAAGCUCAGCUGGUCCACCUCGUCAUUAUCACGCUGUCGUCAGCCGCUGUGGCCUUUGUUGCACCCUGGUUUCUACCCAUGCCCAAGAGGAGCUUGUUCUUCCAUAAGAGUGCAGAAGCAGUGGAGGAGAGGCCACGCAGCAGCUCAGCACUGUUGGAGAAGGCUGAAGAUUCAACGGCCAGGUUGCCUCCAAACAGCCAGGACGCCCCUACAAUACCCAGCACCUCUGACACAGGAAAGCAUAGCAGUGGUGUUGUGGAGGUGUUAAAGAUACUGCUUGAUGACUUCCUGAAGUGCUACAGAUGUCAGUCCCUCCUGGCCUGGUCGCUGUGGUGGGCUCUGGCCACCUGCGGCUACUUCCAGGUCAUCAACUACGCCCAAGCGCUAUGGGAGAACGUUCGUCCAUCGCAGGACUAUGAAAUCUACAAUGGCUAUGUAGAGACACUGUCCACACUGCUAGGGGCCCUGGCAGCGCUGCUGGUGGGAUACCUGCCUGUGUGCUGGGCAGUGUGGGGGGAGCUGGCUCUGUUUCUCUUCUCCCUACUGAUGGCUGCAUGUGUGUUUGUCAUGGACACAAUGAGGAACAUAUGGGUGUGUUACAGCUCAUACGUUCUCUUCAGAGCCACAUACAUGCUGCUCAUCACCGUGGCUACAUAUCAGAUCGCAGCCAGUCUCAACAUGCAGCGCUACGCCUUGGUAUUUGGAGUGAACACCUUCAUCGCCCUGCUGCUGCAGACCCUCCUCACUGUGGUGGUGGUGGAUUCAGCCGGCCUCUGCCUUGAUGUCUUCGAUCAGUUCCUCAUCUACGGCGGCUACUUUGCUGUCAUUUCUGGCAUCUUCCUCUUUGCUGGAAUUUUCAAAUUGGCCUACAGGAGGCGCUCCAAGCAGCAAGAAGAGGAGGAGGAGGAGGUCAGCGAUAACAGCCCAGCAGAAACAACUCAGACUCUCCUCAGUUCGGGGACUCCAGCUCCGAUAGAGAGGACACAAUAACAGAUAUUGAUUAGACGAUAGGUGAGUGAGCACAGCGACUGUAGCUUUGUCUACACAGACUGAAACACUUGUAGCUGUACGAACGUUUUUGUGUGACCGAAAAACCCCUGAUGAGAGCACUAAGACUGAACCACAGAAAAUUUGAUGUAUAUGCAAAUCAAGGAGCAAAAAGAGCGGCACAGAUGGGAGACAAUUCUUCAAAGGUUCACACGUAUGAACGUCUUGUUUCACUUUAGUCUUUAUAGUGUGAAAAAAAAAGAUGAGUGCACCUUUAAAAAGAACUGAUAUAUACUGUAUGUAUGUACGAUGUUACAAAUGUUGCCUUAGACUUUAUGUACAGAGACAUAAGGAAUGUUGCCUUAAUAGCACUGCUACUACUGUGUUAUAGCUGACACCAGCCAAAAAGAUAUUUUUAUAUUUAUAAUUGCGUAGAUUGUGUAUUGCACUCAGGGCUUUGCUGAAUAGUUCGAAGCUUUAUUCAUAACGUUGACAUUCGAACGCUGCACAGCUGCUGAUACAGAUUAGGCUACAAUAACGUUAUUACAUUAUACUAACAGUAGAAUUAGAUUCUACUGGUGACUGUUUAGGAUUAUUUCAGACUCAUAAUCCAAACAUUUCCAAUAACUCCACAACAUAUUUUAAUCUAAUGAAAUAUUCAGCUUCAGUUCAUAUCUGUUGGUGUUUAGCCUUGAAAAUAAAUGGACAAAAACUGUCUUCUCUCCCACCUGCUGGACACAAAGGGAGGCACACAUAAUUUAUAUAUUAAGAAAAUAAAUACUUAGCACUGUGUGACGAUAUAUCGCCACACAAAAAUAUCGCGAUACCAAUCAUUUGAAGCUUCAAUCAAAAAUGUCAAAAGAAGCUUAGAGUAUUAAAAAAAUGACAGGUAUUGGUACUAAUGAGUAUUGGUAACAGGUUUAUCAAUAUGUAUCUGAAAUGAAUGAAAAUGAAACACUGCUGUUGAGGCUUGAAAUGUUAAACUGUUUACCUGCGUCACAUGUUUGAUAUUGUUGUGACAACAAUAGAGCUGUAUGGCACAUACAAUAUUUGUUAGUGGAUUGCUGCUGAUUCGGCCCUGCACAUGGGGUUUGUUGACUAUAAGACAAUUAUAGAACAUAACCAUCUUUUAUGGAUAAAAAGUGAUGACCUAGUUAUCAUCAGCUAAUUAAUUUUGAAGAAAUAAUACAAAUAUGGGCACAUAGAAACUACAAAUGCCUGCAGUAGAAAACACGUCUUCCACACACGCACUUAACUAAAGUAAACUAAGCUAGCUCGUGUGUAGCUUUAUAUAAAUAUAAGCUAUUCAUAACAGUGUUGGAUUAGCAGCUUUGCAACUGUAGCACUGGUUUAACAAAGAUUUUGUUAUACAGAUUAGUCACACAAAUAGGUGCCUCGUGUUCAUGUUCUGCAAAUACAUGUUUUCAAAUGCCUUUUUAUGUCAACAAACAAAUAUCUUGAAUUAUUGUAAAAAUAAUUUACGUGUCUUGUGAUCCGUACGCACAAAUUGACUUAACUUGGACUUGUCUGUUGACUUUGUUGCGCAUGACUUAUACUUUCCUUGACUGAUUCUGGACUUGUCUGGAAAUUUUUCUCUGCUGACUUGAGACUUGACUAGGACUUGUCUCGACUGACUCGACUUGGCCUUGUCUUACCUGACUUGUGACUUGGAUUUGUUUUGACUGACUUAAGACUUAACUUGGACUUGUCUCUGUUGACUUGCGCAUGUCUUAUACUUUUCUUGACUGAUUCAAGAUUUGUCUUGAAACUUGUCUUUGCUGAAUUGAGACUAAACUUGGACUUGUCUCAACUGACUGAAGACUUGACUUGAACUUGUCUUACCUGACUUGUGACUUGGAUUUGUUUUGACUGACUUAAGACUUAACUUGAAUUUGUCUCUGUUGACUUGCGCAUGACUUAACUUUUCUUGACUGAUUCGGGACUUGUCUCGAAACUUUUCUCUGCUGACUUGACACUUGACUUGAACUUGUCUUACCUGACUUGUGACUCGGAUUUCUUUUGACUGACUUAAGAGUUAACUUGAAUUUGUCUCUGUUGACUUGCGCAUGACUUAUACUUUUCUUGACUGAUUCAGGACUUGUCUCGAAACUUUUCUCUGCUGACUUGACACUUGACUUGGACUUGUCUUACCUGAUUUGUGACUUGGAUUUGUUUGACUGACUUAAGACUUAACUUGGGCUUGUUUCUGUUGACUUACGCAUGACUUAUACUUCUCUUGACUCAUUUGGGACCUAUGUUGAAACUUUUCUCUGCUGACUUGACACUUGACUUGGACUUGUCUCGACUGACUCAAGACUUGACUUGGACUUGUCUUACCUGACUU